Phytophthora sojae is the source of this 720-nucleotide messenger RNA. RefSeq lists its product as hypothetical. The transcript has 3 exons. The coding region runs from base 1 to 720 and encodes 239 amino acids. NCBI's taxonomy places the organism in Eukaryota, Oomycota, Peronosporomycetes, Peronosporales, Peronosporaceae. The record is from RefSeq and is a predicted model, not a curated record.
AUGGACAGUGGGGUGGCCAGCCACCACAUCCGUACCGAGAACGACAGCCGCCAACUCGGACUGACCGGUCCGUCGACCGUCAUUGCGGUCGAUCGCCUCAACUAUACUCUUCGCACAGGAGCAACGGUGAACGCUAUGGUGCUCAACGCGUUGGAGCUGAUGGACCGACACAACGAGGUGACAGUCGCUUUUCAAGGAUUUGUAGUACACGACGUUCCUGACAUCAAAGCUCGCACUAACCCGAAGGCUGGAUUAACUAACGAUGUAGAUCUAACCUUUAGUGACUCAGACGACGAAGGUAAAACCGAGUCAGCCCCGGCGGAGCAGGCAUACAUCGAGCUGGUGCGCUUAGACAACCGGUCUCUGCGCAAGCGGGCCACGAUCACCGACCCAAGGCACCAAGACCUGCAACUACUGGACGACGUCGACGUCCCAGGUCGAGAGCCGCUCCGAUGCCCACAAGCCCGCGCUUCUGUCGUCGGAAAUCGAGCAGUAUGUGCACAAUGCUAUCGUGCACCCAUCCUUCAUCGCAAGGACCGCGGACCAAGUUUCUCGGCUGUCACGUCUGUCGCACGACCUCGGUUUUGGCGUCCGAGGGCUGUCUCGCAUGCAUUUCCGCCGAUUCUGUCAAGAACUCGAGCAACAAUCGGCCGUGGACGCGGUGGACAUGACCAACUUUGGCAGGUCGAACGCACUCCAGCCCGCUACGCCACCGAAUAA